This is a messenger RNA of Fusarium graminearum PH-1, 309 nucleotides long. RefSeq lists its product as uncharacterized. The coding region runs from base 1 to 309 and encodes 102 amino acids. The transcript has 3 exons. Lineage: Eukaryota; Fungi; Ascomycota; Sordariomycetes; Hypocreales; Nectriaceae. The record is from RefSeq and is a predicted model, not a curated record.
AUGCAUCGUGGCCUGGAUGUUUGGCUGGGUAUACAAAGUUCAGUAGCGCCAAUUAAUCCUAGUGCCGAAAGGAAUACGAGCAGACAAAUACUAUUAGCCAAAAGACAUCAGAGACCCACAGAUAUCGCGAAAAACAUCCCAGUUAGGUUUUCGGUCAAUGGGAACGGGAGGCAUCCAAUGGCCUCUACAACCAUAUUGUGUUUUUAUAUGAUUAAGGCUGAUGAACAAAUACGGGGUAGGAAAAGGUCUCACGACGAGAUAUGUGUUGUCGGAAAUGGCAAUGUCUGUAACUCUGUAGAAGAAUUCUAG